Messenger RNA from Melopsittacus undulatus (budgerigar), 1094 nucleotides. Its product is annotated as homeobox protein HMX1-like. The coding region runs from base 1 to 786 and encodes 261 amino acids. Gene Ontology annotation, molecular function: DNA-binding transcription factor activity, RNA polymerase II-specific; RNA polymerase II transcription regulatory region sequence-specific DNA binding. NCBI's taxonomy places the organism in Eukaryota, Metazoa, Chordata, Aves, Psittaciformes, Psittaculidae. The record is from RefSeq and is a predicted model, not a curated record. Gene Ontology annotation, biological process: regulation of transcription by RNA polymerase II. Gene Ontology annotation, cellular component: nucleus. The transcript has 2 exons.
AUGGUGCAGCUCGGGGACAGCCGCCCAGCCCCACCGCCGGUCCCGGCCGCUCCGCCGGCCUUCAGCAUCGACAGUAUCCUGCAGGUCGGACCCCGCUGCCCGGCCCGGGAGCACGGCAGAGCGCGCUGCGCGCUGCCGGAGGAGGAGGAAGAAGAGGGGCCUGCGGAGCAAGACUCCAGUAAAGGCUCCAGCACCUCGGGCAGUGAGCCUCGCCGGCUCGGGGACGAGGGGACAAACCGCGGCCUCAGCCCGGAGGUGGACGGUGGCGGCGGAGCGGGCUCCCCGCUCUCAACGGAGGGGAUGCGCGGGGCCCCGCAGCCGCCACCGCGAGAUGCCGGGGGCUGCGUCGGGGAGAGCAGCAGGUCGCCGACGGCGGGCGGCAGAAAGAAGACGCGGACCAUCUUCUCCAAGAGCCAGGUUUUUCAGUUGGAGUCCACCUUCGACGUGAAGCGCUACCUGAGCAGCUCGGAACGGGCCGGGCUGGCGGCUGCGCUGCAUCUCACCGAGACCCAGGUGAAGAUCUGGUUCCAGAACCGCCGCAACAAGCUUAAGAGACAGAUGUCGGCCGAGCCCGAGGGCCCGAGCCCGACGGAGCCCCCGAUGGAGCCACCGCCCCCAGCCGCCGCGGCGGCUCUCUCCUUCCCGGCCCUUUACAAGGACAGCCCCUUGCUCAGCCGUUGCUUGCUGCCGCUGCCUUUCCCCCUGCUUUACCCGGGCAGCGCCAUCCCCUACCUCUGCCUCCCCGGCCCCGGCAAACACUUCAGCCUGGUGGACGGGGACGUAUAGCCUCUCUACCGGCCCCCAACUUUCCUCUUGAUGGGGGCCAUCCCGGUGCUAUUUAUGCCCUCGCCGUGUCAGUGGGGUGUCCGCUUUGACCACAGCCGGUGGCAGCAGUGACUUGUCCCACGGAGGGGCAGCCCAGGCUCCCCUCACGAGUGUUCGUGGGCAGCCUGCACGUCAGUAAAGCUUGAAAAGGCGCUGCUAGCCCGCCCUGGUUCUUGCAGCGCUUUUUCUUUGGUCAGGACGGAGGAGUUAGCAUGAAGCCACCAAAGAAAUGGGGAUGUGUUCUGCCUCCCUCCCUCCCAAAUUAUCUA